Fraxinus pennsylvanica is the source of this 891-nucleotide messenger RNA. NCBI's taxonomy places the organism in Eukaryota, Viridiplantae, Streptophyta, Magnoliopsida, Lamiales, Oleaceae. The record is from the annotation of a GenBank genome assembly.
AUGCGGACUGCUGUAAAUGCCGCGGCGAAUGAGACUUUGCAGAAGGGGAUAGCGGAGUUUUACGAUGAAUCGUCGGGAAUAUGGGAGAAUGUAUGGGGGGACCAUAUGCAUCAUGGAUUCUACGAACCGGACUCUUCCGUUUCACUCUCCGACCACCGCUCCGCACAAAUCCGCAUGAUAGAGGAGGCACUUCGCUUUGCUUCCAUUUCUGAUGAUCCACCGAGACAAAUUGUCGAUGUGGGUUGUGGUAUAGGAGGUAGUUCAAGGUACCUGGCGAGGAAAUAUGGGGCGAGAUGUCAAGGAAUCACUCUAAGCCCCGUGCAAGCGCAGAGGGCUCAAGCUCUUGCUGCUGCACAAGGAUUGGGCGACAAGGUUUCAUUCCAAGUAGCCGAUGCUUUGGAUCAACCAUUUCAGGAUGGGCAAUUUGAUUUGGUUUGGUCCAUGGAGAGUGGAGAACACAUGCCAGACAAAACAAAGUUUGUCAAUGAACUGGCUCGAGUGGCAGCUCCUGGUGGGACGAUAAUUAUAGUUACAUGGUGCCAUAGGGAUCUCUCCCCUUCUGAAGAAUCAUUGCGUCCAGAGGAAAAAGAGCUGUUAAACAAGAUAUGUAACGCUUUUUACCUGCCGGCAUGGUGUUCUACUACUGAUUAUGUAAAAUUACUUGAAUCCCUCUCUCUUCAGGAUAUUAAAGCUGCAGACUGGUCUGAGAAUGUUGCCCCGUUUUGGCCAGCAGUGAUAAAGUCAGCAUUGACAUGGAAGGGAAUCACCUCGUUGUUAAGAAGUGGAUGGAAGACAAUAAAAGGAGCGCUGGCCAUGCCAUUGAUGAUCGAAGGAUACAAGAAGGGACUUAUAAAAUUCGCUAUCAUUACAUGCCGAAAGCCUGUGUCAUGA